This is a messenger RNA of Triplophysa rosa, 986 nucleotides long. It is a transcript of the gene mrpl58, whose product is annotated as mitochondrial ribosomal protein L58. The record is from RefSeq and is a predicted model, not a curated record. NCBI's taxonomy places the organism in Eukaryota, Metazoa, Chordata, Actinopteri, Cypriniformes, Nemacheilidae. Gene Ontology annotation, biological process: mitochondrial translational termination. The transcript is spliced from 6 exons. Bases 284 to 880 code for a protein of 198 amino acids. Gene Ontology annotation, molecular function: translation release factor activity. Gene Ontology annotation, cellular component: mitochondrial large ribosomal subunit.
ACAAUGCAACGUGACGAGAGGGAGCCUGGACAAAAUAAAUGAUUGGCAAUUAAAUUUAUAUAAUCUGCACAACGGAAGAGAAGUAAAAAAGCUAAAUAACGAUACUCUGACAAAUAAAACAAGCUGAAUACUACAAUACUAAAAACGGAUAGUAAUUUCGUCCACUAACAACGUUUCUGAUAACACCAUUUUUACUUCCAAGUGCACUAAGUACGAGUGCUGCACGUGUCGAAUCAUAACAAGGCGUAACCCGGAUGUUUCUUCUUGACAGCCAAAUUGCAACAUGGCGGCAUCCAUGGUGAAAAGUGUGUGUUCCAUACGAGUGUCUAGUUUACCUUAUUCGAUGGAUAUGUGCCGUCGUUUGGUAAACGUAUUUAAUAUUGACAAUUUACGAGCGAAGCGUUAUAUAGGAAAUAGUUAUUUGCACAUGAAUAAAUACCCACAUUUAACAGAGGAUGAUCGGCUUUCUCACGUCCCAGUCGAUAAACUAAAGAUAACGUAUAGUCGGAGCAGCGGACCAGGGGGUCAACAUGUCAACAAGGUCAGUACAAAAGCAGAGGUCCGUUUCCACGUCCAAACAGCACAAUGGAUUCCAGAAGAAGUAAGAAAAGAGAUUCUUUUGAAGAAUACAACUCGUGUCAACAAAGCGGGGGAGUUAAUUGUGACCUCGGAGAUUAGUAGAAGCCAACAGAGAAAUUUAGAAGACUGCUUACAGAAGAUCUCAGAAAUUAUUACUGAAGCUAGUAGGCGACCACCAGAGCCAUCAGAGGAGGAUAUAGUCCUGAGGGCUCAUAGGUUAGAGAAAAUAAAUUUGAUGAGACUCAAACAGAAGAAGAUUAAUUCUUCAACAAAGCAAGCAAGACGGGUUGAAUUUGACUAACAAAAUAAAAACAAAAAACUUGAAGUUUGUAUGAUAUUUUUUUGUUUACCAUUCAUUAUACAGUAUUAUUAUAUACAUGCUAAAACAUCUAAAAAUAAAAGUUAUG